Messenger RNA from Fusarium tjaetaba, 1518 nucleotides. Its product is annotated as quinidine resistance 3. Gene Ontology annotation, biological process: intracellular polyamine homeostasis; transmembrane transport. The coding region runs from base 1 to 1518 and encodes 505 amino acids. The record is from RefSeq and is a predicted model, not a curated record. The transcript has a single exon. NCBI's taxonomy places the organism in Eukaryota, Fungi, Ascomycota, Sordariomycetes, Hypocreales, Nectriaceae. Gene Ontology annotation, molecular function: polyamine transmembrane transporter activity.
AUGAAACCUGCAGAGAAAAAGCAAGAAAUUGAUGAUGAAAAGAUCGAUAUUGAGCGAGAAGAAGAAGACGGCCAACGCCCGGGAACUGCUGCAUCGAGUUCUGUCAAAUCAGAACAUGAUGUUCGAGAUACCAUUGAGCCAGUCGUGCUCGGUGAGCCCCUGGGACAUAUAGAUACUCGACGAUCUACCAAGCGUGCUCAGUCCAGAGCGUCAUCUGCACGGUCGAGGGCUCUUUCUGUUGUCCCGAGGUCCAAGAGGCGUGGUCUUUUUGCAAAACUGACAUUGGUGCCUGAGAUUGCGUAUCCUCCUGAUUACAAGAACUCGACGAAAUGGUUUCUCACCGGUAUCAUAGCAUUAGCCACAGCUGCUGCACCUUUAGGUUCGACUAUUGUCUAUCGUAAGUCCCUGGGAAAAUCAUGGCUGCAUCCAGAGUUGACAAGAAUAGCUGCCCUUCCCGUUUUGGUGAAAGAGUUCAACACUUCUGAGACUGUCACCAACCUGUCAGUCGCCUUGUAUAUGAUAUCCAUGGCCAUCUUCCCCCUGUGGUGGUCCUCGUUCUCUGAAGAGUUUGGACGUCGGUCUAUAUAUAUCAUCUCUUUCACACUCUUCGUCGUAUUCUCCGUCCUCUCUGCCAUUAGCAAGAAUAUCACCAUGCUUAUCGUCUUUCGCAUGUGCGCCGGUGGCGCUUCCGCAAGUGCUCACUCGACAGGUGCAGGCUCAAUCGCUGAUCUGUUUGAGGUGUUUGAGCGUGGCAAAGCUAUGAGUCUGUUCUACCUUGGUCCAUUGUUAGGGCCUCUGAUAGCCCCUAUUGUUGGUGGUGCGUUGACUCAGGAGAUUGGGUGGCAAGCGACUAUGUGGUUUCUCGCCAUAUACGGCCUCGUUGUCCUUUUAAUGAUCCUCUUCUUCCUCCCUGAGACGCUACAACGAAAGCCCGAGACCACGUUGCCUACUACAGAGACUCAGGAACUCAGUCGAAUGCGCACUAUGGACUCGGCCAAGGUCAAGACCAAAAACUUCGCCAAAUCUGCUCGACAUUUCCUCGUUGAUCCUUUGGGUGUUCUCCUCUAUCUACGUUUUCCACCCGUUCUCAUCACCGUCCUUCUUGCUGCCAUUGCUUUUGGUUCCCUCUACGUUGUCAACAUUGCUAUCCAGCAGAAGUUUUCCCGCGACCCAUACAACUUUGGCCAGCUUUCCAUUGGUCUCAUGUACAUCCCCUCCGGUUUGGGUUACAUCUGUGGAUCGCUGUUUGGUGGUCGCUGGAUCGACAAGAUCAUGGCUAGAGAGGCCCGUAAAGCUGGUCGUUAUGAUGAGAACGGGAAGCUGAUAUAUCUGCCGGAAGACCGAAUGAGAGAGAAUGCCUGGGUAAUGACGACCAUUUAUCCUCUGGCACUGCUCAUGUUUGGCUGGGUGCUUCGUUACGGUCUGCACCCUGUAGUACCAUGUCUCGCCCUAUUCUUCUUUGGAAUCUCAUCCAUGCUUGUCUUUGUAGGUCAACCCCUCCUCUCUCGGGCUCACUAG